AUGGGAAAAUCCAGCAAAGAUAAGCGCGACUCUUACUAUCGCCUUGCAAAAGAGCAAGGUUGGCGUGCUCGUUCCGCUUUCAAGCUCCUUCAGCUCAACUCUCAAUUCAAUCUUCUUUCCAAUGCUACUCGUGUAGUUGACCUUUGUGCUGCGCCUGGUUCUUGGUCUCAAGUGCUCUCCCGCACACUCCCACCAACAUCUACUAUUGUCGCAUUGGACCUACAGCCCAUGACACCCCUCCCGGGUGUUAUAACACUUCAAGCCGACAUAACCCAUCCCUCCACACUCCCACUUCUUCUCUCACAUUUGGGAAACCAGCCUGCAGAUCUGGUCAUCUCUGAUGGAGCCCCAGAUGUAACCGGGCUGCAUGACCUUGACGAAUACAUUCAAUCACAAUUGCUUUUGGCUGCACUCAACCUUGCUACAUGUGUCCUCGUUCCUGGAGGAGGAUUUGUAGCCAAGGUAUUCAGGGGUCGCGACGUUGCUAUCGUUUUUGCGCAAUUGCGGUGCCUUUUCGAUCGGGUGACAUGUGCAAAGCCAAGGAGCUCGCGCGGAAGUAGUAUCGAAGCCUUUGUGGUCUGUGAGGGAUAUAGGCCACCACAGGGUUUCCAACCAUCACUUGAAGCACCUCUAGGACUAGGGACAUCAUUCCCAGAGGUAAAAACCACAACUGUGCAGGAGAAUCAAAACCUCGUGGAUGGGGUGCAAGGGGUUUUAUUAGAAAGCAUAAAUGGGGAGGAAGAGGGUGUAGGACAAGAUGGAAUGGACGUUGUUCGGUACAUAGCACCAUUUAUAGCAUGUGGGGAUCUAAGUGCAUACGAUUCAGAUGCGACAAACCAGCUACCAGAUGUCGAUGAGGAUGGACAAAAGAGAUCGAGUAUAGAUCCGAUACAACCCCCAACAGCACCCCCGUAUAAAACUGCUCUGGAAAUGAGAAGGCAGCUAGGCGGUGGAGGUGUCUUGCGAUAG
Molecule: messenger RNA, 969 nt
Organism: Morchella importuna
Lineage: Eukaryota; Fungi; Ascomycota; Pezizomycetes; Pezizales; Morchellaceae
Exons: 2
Coding region: 1-969 (322 amino acids)
Biological process (GO): tRNA methylation; cytoplasmic translation
Cellular component (GO): cytoplasm
Molecular function (GO): tRNA methyltransferase activity
Source: RefSeq, a predicted model, not a curated record